UCAGUCGCUAUUGUGUUUCCGGUUGCUGUCAGUGUGGUGACUACCUCAGUGUGAAUGGGAUGAAAGAUGACAUAAAACCGAUGUAAAAGGUCACUGGACAUGGCUAAAAUACCACUUUCAAGCCGGAAUAAGGGUGUUACCCCCUAUCGCUUUCUGUUAGGACCCGAUUCAGACGAAGAUGAAGAAAAUGACCAUCUGAAUAGUGUCGCGAACAGGCAAUCGAGGAAAACCGAAACAGCAAGCAGGCGAAGAUCUGACAAUUUGGAUGGGAGAAUACAAACCGCGAAUAGAGAACACUUAUACAAACCAAGAGAAAGCAAAGAAGAUGUUAUCGACUACCUCCCUAACGACAAAAAACAACCCUUCAUCCUUUCACAUGAUUCUCGUGAUAUGGGCGUGGUUAGGGCGGGCGUCCCAGAGACACCCUCAAGUCUAACACCUCAACACUAUGAUCUUACAUUUCCGGUAAAACAAAAGAAAACUUGGCAUUAUGAGUUUGGCCUUUAUGAGUUAUUGAUCGGACUGGGGUCAAUCAUCUUAUAUUUUGUUGAUUUUGGAACUGACAUUUGGCUUGUUGUGAAAUAUUUCAUAAAAGGUGAACUAUUCUACGGCUUAGUGUCACUAGUGCUCACAGCAGGGCCAUCAGUUGUGACAUGUGGACUUGGAAUCACCUGGUAUGUUUUGGACUACAGAAAAGAAGAGGCAGCCUUGACUGAAGCCAGAAAGGACAAAGACCCAAGUAAACUUGAAAAAGUGAAUGAGAAGAUUACACCUGGCUACAAGUGGGCACUAAGGUUUGUCAUCACAGCUCUACAAUUUGGACCAGUGAUCAGGGUUUCAGAGUAUAUAUACAAUGGCUGGAUGUUCAUGAAAACAGAGGGCAAGUUAAAGAAGCACUACUAUUGGUUGAUGUUGUACGAAGAUGUGGAUGCUUGUCUUCUUCGACUCUUUGAGAGCUUCCUGGAAUCAGCACCACAGCUCACCUGGCAGCUGUAUGUGUGGAUCAUGCUGAAACCUGAAGAGGAUGUGGUGGGAUUGUCAAUCCGACUGGGCUCGCUGAUUUCUUCCUGGUUAUCACUGGCAGUGUCGCUCCUGUCGUAUCACCGCUCACUCCGCUUCUCCAGGGAGGAGAAGGAGGUCAUGAAAAUCAAGUCCAUCCCAUUCUACUUCAUAUGGCGAGCCAGCGAGGUCGGGACACGUGUUCUUUGUUUGUGCCUCUUCGCGUCUUCCUUCCAAGCGUUUGUGUUCAUUCCUGUGGGCAUCCACUGGUUUGUUAUAUCAGCUUGGCUCAUGUGCCAGAAAACAAGGUUUUACAAAGAUAAUGUCUGUUUUGAGAAGUUCUUUGACAUUGUAUGUGGUUAUGUUAUGAUAUUUUGUUUUUUGAACCUGAAGGAAGGUCAUUCAAGGUUUAGGUAUUUGUUAUUUUACGUGCUGUUUUAUUCUGAAAAUAUUGCAAUGUUGACAGUUUGGUUUUUAUAUUCCUCUCAUAUUGGAGAGUGGUUUCACGUGGGAGGAUUCAUCGCUAUCUUGACCAUGGCAGGUUUGCAUGUGGUUUUUCAGUUGCUGUAUUACAUGUGUUGUCAUCCAACUGAGAACAUCAAGUACUGCUUGCCCUGUGAACAAUACACAUGCUACGAGCUUGUUUGUCAUGACGCAGAAGAAACGCCUGUCACUGUGGAAAUGAUUGUGAGACCUCCCAGUCAGUCACAGCAUGAUAAAGAACACACAGAUAUAUGAACAAUGAUAUCGAGAACAUGUAUAAACAAUGAUAUCAAGAAUCUCCUCCAUUUGCCUGUCCUACCACCGUGUCAUUCAAAACAUAUUUCCACAUGUACAACCAGUAGUGUUCAUGUAUAAGAUUGCCAUUUUGGGUAUGUAUGUGAAUUUUACUUUUGGAACUGCAGAAGGUUUACCUUGUUAUUUUUCUGUUGAAAUACAGGACUCACAUCCUGUUGUGUUUGGUUCCUAGACACUGGCUUAUAGUUAUACCCACUGUAUAUGCUGCAGCAGUGCUUCAGCCAGGCAAGCGCCAUUGCGCCAUUCACACUAAAAAAUAUGCAAUGGCACUUUUUUCCAAUGCUAGAGCGCCCAUUGUCGCAACAUUUAAUAUAAUCCACAGGUCUUCUAUACCAUGGUUACCAUGAAUGGCAAAAGUCGCAACUGCACUGGCACACAUUUUAAUAGUUAAGGUGCCAAUUGGCAACACUCAAAAAUAUUCUGGCUGAAGCACAGCUGUAGUGUUGGUAAUUAAGAUUGGAAGGCAUCCGUGUCUCAUUCCUGAUGUUAAGUGAGUGAGUGAGUUGGGUUUUAGGCCGCUUUAAACAAUAUUCAAGCAAUAUCACGGUGGGGAACACCAGUAAAGGGCUUCACUGUGCCCAUGUGGGGAAUCGAACCUGGGCUGUCGGUGUGACGAGCGAAAGCUUUAACCACCCUCUGAUGUUAUGAAGCAACAGAAUGACAGCAACCACCAAGGAUCCAAUGAAGCCUGUUUGGCUGUUGGUAUAUUUGUCUGUGUUUUCGAUAUCCC
Molecule: messenger RNA, 2527 nt
Organism: Haliotis rubra (blacklip abalone)
Lineage: Eukaryota; Metazoa; Mollusca; Gastropoda; Lepetellida; Haliotidae
Product: XK-related protein 6-like
Exons: 4
Coding region: 100-1737 (545 amino acids)
Biological process (GO): engulfment of apoptotic cell; phosphatidylserine exposure on apoptotic cell surface; apoptotic process involved in development
Cellular component (GO): plasma membrane
Source: RefSeq, a predicted model, not a curated record